CCUUCACGCUUCGCAGCAUCAUUGCCAGCUUCCUGUUUUCCAUCCUCUGCACCACGUUCCAAUUCCGCCCUUCGAUAACAUCAAAACGACUUCAUACCCGAACCGACCCCUACGAAGCACGACCACACACAGCCAUCUGCUCUGCAGCUAGUCUCGCCUGUCCCCCGGAGCUUCCUGCAGAGGCAUCAUCACAAGCUCUAUGCAACACGACGCGGACCAGACAUCACCGUCACGCCGUCGCCCACGUCUUCCCUCCUCCUCCUCGUCUCCCUUUACCGCAAAGCGACCGAAAUUUGCCGACGAACCUAGCAUGGUCAGUCCAAAAGCUAAGGGCAAGCUUCCCGCCGUUGCGGAUGCCGAUGGUGCCGGCCGCCCAUCGGCCUUUCAACCACACACUGGGGCCAAGAAGCUCGUCAUUAAGAAUCUGCGCAAACCGGCAAACCGAGAAGCCCAGGUUGAAGAAUACUACCAAAAGACCGCGGCUGAGCUGGAUGCCGCAUUGGCUGCUAUCCUCUCUGGUACUCGUCCAAACGCCCCUCUGGAACGACUGUACCGGGGCGUCGAGGAUACGUGCCGCAGAGGACGCGCUGAUGCUGUCUACAAGUUGCUAAACGACCAUAUUAUUGGGCAUCUACAAGCAACGGUACUUAAGAGAAUACGUCAAAGAGGCGACACGUCGAAUGUAAAGGUCCUUGCCAAUGUGCUCGACGAAUGGAAAAUAUGGAACAAGCAAACGGUACUUAUCCGAUCGACGUUUAGCUUCCUCGAUAGAACAUAUCUGCUGCGCGAAUCCCUGCCUUCGAUCAACGACAUGGCAAUUACCCAAUUCAGACGGAUGUUGUUCCCCUCGUCAUCAUCAACGAAUCAGAGGCCGUUUGAAGGCGAUGUCGUGAAAGGAAUUUGCGACUUGAUUGAAGCAGACAGACGUGGGAAUGAUGCUAGAGAUCCAGAGCUGCUGCGAGACUCCAUAAUGAUGCUCUAUGUUCUCGGCGUCUACACCAAACACUUUGAACCUGUGUUUUUAGCCACGUCCAAGGGGUACUUCCAAGAAUGUGGUACAACAUGGAACAUGUCGAACUUGCGGGAUCACAUUGAUUCCUGUGAAACUCUUCUACAAAGAGAGGACCAUAGGUGCAUGGCAUUCAAUAUUGACAGCACCACUGAGAAACUACUAAUGCAGACCGCGCACACCGUUCUGAUCGAGGAGUACGCUGACAAGCUUCUGCAUAAAGAGAGCUUGUCACAACUGUUGGAGGAUAAGGACAUACGGUCUAUGAAGGGCUUAUAUGAGCUGUUGAAGCUUUCCAACCUGCAGCUGAGGAUGAAGCAACCCUGGGGCGAGUAUGUCAGAGUCACUGGUGCCAGCAUCAUUGGUGAUAAAGAAAAGGGUGAGGAGAUGGUAAUUCGUUUGCUUGACCUACGCCGAAGCUUGGACUUGUUUAUCAGAGACUCUUUUGUCAAGGAUGACGCCUUUUUGUACGAAAUGAGAGAAGCGUUUGCCAAGUUCAUGAAUGACCGGCAGAUUGCCUCCUGUUGGAACAGUGGCACUUCCAAGAUUGGUGAAAUGACUGCCAAACACGUUGAUAUGUUGCUCAGAGGUGGAUUGAAAGCUUUGCCUAAGCAGCUGCUCUCUGAUGUGCAGGAUCGUGCCACUGCCGAAAAGGAAGGUCUGUCGAGUACUGGCGACGAGGAUGCAGAGCUAGACCGUCAGCUUGACCAAGCUUUGGAACUGUUUAGAUUCAUCGAAGGCAAAGAUGCCUUUGAAGCCUUUUACAAGAAGGAUCUGGCGAGACGUCUGCUCAUGGGCCGCAGUGCCAGCAAAGACGCUGAGCGAAACAUGCUCACAAAGCUGCGUGGUGAAUGCGGUGCCAACUUUACGCACAACUUGGAGCAAAUGUUUAAAGACCAAGACAUUGCAAAGGAUGAGAUGGACUCAUUCAGAGAGUAUAAUGAGUCUCUGGGAGAAGAUAAACCAUCCAUUGAUUUGCAGGUCAUGGUUUUGUCGGCUGCCGCUUGGCCGACGUAUCCCGAUGUGCCUAUUACGGUGCCCGCAGCUGUCGCGAAGCAAAUGGAGCGAUUCGAUGGCCAUUACAAGAGCACACAUACUGGCCGUGCAUUGAAAUGGAAACACUCCUUAGCGCACUGCUCGGUCAAAGGUGUCUUUCCCAAGGGCUCCAAAGAGUUGUUGGUGUCUGCUUUCCAGGCCAUUGUGCUUCUGAUGUUCAACAGAGUGGGUAAUGACGACGCCCUGUCGUACGACGAGAUAUCCGAGGGCACUGGUCUCAAGGAUGGUGACUUGGAGCGUACGCUACAAUCUCUUGCCUGUGGCAAAGUCCGUGUGCUCACCAAGCACCCCAAAGGGCGCGAUGUCAAGACAACGGAUACGUUUACUUUUAACAAGACGUUUUCGGAUCCCAAAUACCGCGUCAAGAUUAACCAAAUCCAGCUGAAGGAAACUAAAGAGGAAAACAAAGCCACUCAUGAAAGAAUCGAACAGGACCGCCGGUUCGAGACCCAAGCUGCGAUUGUCAGAGUUAUGAAGAGCCGUAAGACCAUGGGCCACUCGGAGCUGGUGGCAGAGGUCAUCAACCUGACGAAGAAGCGAGGUAGUGUCGAGCCUGCUGCUAUUAAGAAGGAGAUUGAAAGUCUUAUUGAUAAGGAUUAUCUGGAGAGAGAGGGCAAUACCUAUACCUACCAAGCGUAGAAGGGGCCAGCACUUGGUUGCGUCAGAGAGGACUGUUUUACUAAUGACGCCAUGAUUUGUUUAAUUUGGGUUUCAUUUCAUCUUCAAAAAUAUAAUAUAAAUAAUUAUUUUUCUCUAAAUCUCAC
Messenger RNA from [Torrubiella] hemipterigena, 2829 nucleotides. The record is from the annotation of a GenBank genome assembly. NCBI's taxonomy places the organism in Eukaryota, Fungi, Ascomycota, Sordariomycetes, Hypocreales, Clavicipitaceae.